AUGAAGUUGUCAUCUGUUUAUGAUCAUGCUAACCAGAAGGGCUCUCAAGAAAGUCUACUCGGCCUAACAAUUACAAAUGCUGAUGGGAAUUCGACUCCUUCGAUACCAUUAGACAUCUUCCUUAGGAGGGACGGUGUCGUUAACCCCAUCAGCAAAAGUCCUACCGCAAGACCAUAUCUGAUUGCUGCAAUACCCGUUGUAUUUGCCGCUCUAAUUAUUACAAUCGGGCUGUUCUUCCUUCGCCGUCACCGUAAAGCAAACAAGACCAAUCAACAAUCGAAUGCGCCAUAUAUGGGAGAAUUGGCUGCCUUGUCCUCGCCGACGGACAGUAACCGUGGCAAGCUAAGAUCAUUCUUUGGUCGGCGUGAACGAAAUAGUCAAGCCUUUUUAACUGUUGGAGCAUUUCCAAGAAACAAUCGCACAGGUGUAGCAAAUAGUGACAUGAGCGAAAGCAUAGUGCAAAGCGAAGAGGGUGACGGUAGUAGUAGUUACGUUUCUGACAGCAAUAGAAGCGACUAUAGAUAUGAUCCUUCGUUUACGCAGUUCGUGUGCUAG
Paraglomus brasilianum is the source of this 555-nucleotide messenger RNA. The record is from the annotation of a GenBank genome assembly. Lineage: Eukaryota; Fungi; Glomeromycota; Glomeromycetes; Paraglomerales; Paraglomeraceae.